GACUAUACGGUUCUUACUGAACCUAAUCGACAGCAGUCCUUUGGUUAUGGUAGUAACUCAGACAACAGACUCGUCCCCGGCUGGUUCCGCUUCCAGUCAAUUUUAUAUUCAAGAAUGGUAGACAAUUGUAUCCCCGUUCGCAAAUGCAGCUCUGAUCUGACUGGGUCGCUGAAUGGCGAGCAUCCCACCUUUGAAGAUAGUAUCGUGAGGAGGGAAGAUUGUUUCGACGGAUUAUUAAACUAUUGUUACUGGACAGUUCAGAUACGCGUUAGAGAGUGUCAAGGUUACUUUGUGUAUGAGUUAAACCCGUCACCUACCGAAAGGUUCAGCCGCUAUUGUGCAAGCGCGCGAACGUUAUCGAGCGCUUUAAGCACACGUCAAGAUUCGAUUAACGGACAGCACGCGUUAGUAAAAAAAACUGUUUCAUGA
Molecule: messenger RNA, 429 nt
Organism: Porites evermanni
Lineage: Eukaryota; Metazoa; Cnidaria; Anthozoa; Scleractinia; Poritidae
Source: the annotation of a GenBank genome assembly